AUGCAUGUUGGUCGAACUGUGUCAGGUCUCCCACCAGACAGCCACGAAUUUGCAGUGCUGCCCCCUCAUUUUGAAGAACGAGAUGAGACAAUUGAGAACGCUAUUGACUGUGCUUUUCCCGGCAUGCCCGCCAACCUCACGUAUAUUGGAGAAUUUUGCUUGGCUUCACUUGUGUACCAUGAGCCGUAUCUCCGACUAAAUAUCCCCAAAUGCCACCCUCUGUUUGAGCCACCGCUGUUUCAGCAUCCAACUUUACUAUCCGAUCUUUUGGCCAAAUUGCGUGGUAUCAAAGAUCGUACUGGCCGGCUGCAUGCUACAGGUGUGCCACCGUAUGUAGCCAUCUUGGGCAAGAUGAAAGGCUUAUUAGAGGCUACGUUGCAAACUGUUGAGCAUAUUGGUGCAGCAAGAGCGUCCACGGUGAAGGAGAUAAUGUCAGAACUUGAGAAACGUGCAAUUGGAGCUGGAACGGUGACAUUUGAAGGGCUAGAUCUAGCUCUGAAACGAUGUCUUGAUACUGUCGGCGUGAUGGAUCUUGUGAACAAACUAAACACAACUCCUGUACAGACAACUUGUCAACUAGUUGAAGGCGAGACACCCGUGAUCCCAUCUUUUUUCUGGGGUGGACGCUUCCGCCGAGUACCGCAGGAGUUUCAGCUUCCUGACUGUUCCGUGGCGACACUGUGGGUAAUGUGGCAGUGUGGCAACGCGACAAAGAAGAUCCCUCCACUGCGUAUGCUCGAUGGCCUGGAUAUGCCGAAUAGAAACAUGCAAAAAAAGACUUAG
This is a messenger RNA of Phytophthora nicotianae INRA-310, 783 nucleotides long. RefSeq lists its product as hypothetical. The transcript has a single exon. The record is from RefSeq and is a predicted model, not a curated record. The coding region runs from base 1 to 783 and encodes 260 amino acids. NCBI's taxonomy places the organism in Eukaryota, Oomycota, Peronosporomycetes, Peronosporales, Peronosporaceae.